Messenger RNA from Ostreobium quekettii, 1185 nucleotides. Lineage: Eukaryota; Viridiplantae; Chlorophyta; Ulvophyceae; Bryopsidales; Ostreobiaceae. The record is from the annotation of a GenBank genome assembly.
AUGGGCGGGGUGCUCAAAGGGGAGCCCGAGGUGGAGCUGCAGGCAGGCGUCCCCGUGGACGGGCCCGACCUUAGCGUGACCGUGAACGGCCUCCGGCUGCCCAACCCCUUCGUGAUCGCCAGCGGCCCGCCGGGCACGAACUACGCGGUGAUGGCCAAGGCCUUCCAGGAGGGCUGGGGCGCUGUGAUCUGCAAGACGCUGAGCUUGGACGCGGACGCCGUGGUGAACGUGACACCGCGUUACGCCCAGCUGCGCGCCUUCGCCGACCGGGAGGUUGUGGGAUGGGAGAACAUCGAGCUCAUCAGCGACCGGCCCUUCGAGGCAAUGCUGGACGACCUCCGCAGGUUGAAGGACGAAUUCCCUGACAGGGUGCUGCUUGCAUCCAUCAUGGAAGAAUACAGGAGGGAGGCCUGGGAGGAAAUAAUCGAGAGGUGUGAAAGUGCUGGGGUGGAUGGGCUUGAGAUCAACUUCUCCUGCCCCCACGGCUUGCCAGAGCGCGGCAUGGGGAUGGCCAUGGGCCAGGACUCCGAAAUGCUCACGGAAGUCUGCGGCUGGAUCAAUGCCAAAGCGACGGUACCCGUGUGGGCGAAAAUGACCCCCAACAUAACCGACAUCUCCCAGCCCUCCAGAGCAGCCCUGCUGGGUGGGUGUGAGGGGGUGUCGGCGAUCAACACGAUCCAGUCGGUGAUGGGAGUGAACUUGAAGACCCUGCGGCCUGAGCCGGCUGUGGAAGGCUACACCACCCCAGGGGGGUACAGCUACAAGGCCGUGAAGCCGAUCGCCUUGGCCAAGGUGAUGCGGGUGGCCCAGCUGAUCCGUGACGAGUUCGGCGGCCAGGACAAGUCACUGUCAGGCAUAGGUGGCGUGGAGACAGGCCGAGAUGCCGCAGAGUUUCUGCUGCUGGGCGCGGACACGGUGCAAGUCUGCACGGGCGUCAUGGUGCAUGGCUACCCACUGGUGAAGAAGCUGUGCGGGGGGCUGCAGCAGUUCAUGAGUGACCACGACUUUGGUGGGAUCGAUAGCUUCAAGGGUUCCAGCCUGCAGUACUUUACGACCCACAGGGACUUGGUGGAGAGGCAGAGGGCGGCGAUCAGGGCCAAGAAGCAGGAGGGCAUCUUGAACGAUGCGGAGUGGACGGGGGAGGAGUUCACCAGCGAGGCUGCCAAGAUGGUGGCAAACAAGUAG